Penicillium oxalicum is the source of this 1572-nucleotide messenger RNA. Its product is annotated as putative RNA export mediator Gle1. NCBI's taxonomy places the organism in Eukaryota, Fungi, Ascomycota, Eurotiomycetes, Eurotiales, Aspergillaceae. The record is from RefSeq and is a predicted model, not a curated record. Gene Ontology annotation, cellular component: cytoplasm; nuclear pore; nuclear pore cytoplasmic filaments. Gene Ontology annotation, biological process: poly(A)+ mRNA export from nucleus; regulation of translational initiation; regulation of translational termination. Gene Ontology annotation, molecular function: translation initiation factor binding; inositol hexakisphosphate binding; phospholipid binding. The transcript is spliced from 2 exons. Bases 1 to 1572 code for a protein of 523 amino acids.
AUGACUCGCUGCCGAGAUACCCCUGCUCCGCUAGACAGCCCUACGCGGCAACUAAUUUUGGAGCUUGCACAGGACCUUGCUCAGGUCAGCCUCUUCAAUGAUGACUUGCGCAGAGUCCAUGAAUAUGAGCGCAAAAUCUACUAUGAAGAGCUCGACCGAAUCGACCGGGAACGCGAGGCUGUGCACACGGCAGCCCUCGAUGAAGUUGCGGCGUUCCACGACCGGGUACGCGAGCAGGCCGAGGCAACUCUGGAAGCACACAUCCGUGCGGAAGAGGAAGCACGCCUCCAGGCAGAAGAGGCUGCCCGGAAGGAGAAGGAACGCCUUGAUCGCCUGGAACGAGAAAAGGCCGAAAAGCUCCGACGCCAGCAAGAAGAAGCUGCCCGGCUAGCAACUGAACAAAAGGCCAAGGCAGAGGCUGCGAAGAAGGCCGCGGAUGAGGCAGAGCGGGCUCGGAAAGCUGCGCAGGAGGAAAAAGAGCGCCGACAACGCGAGGAAAAGGAGCGUGCGGAGGCGGAAAAGCGACAAAAGGAGGAAGAGGCCAAAAAGGCGCAGCAGGCAGCUGAAGAACAGGCGAAUCUCCAGGCUCAGACCAAGAUUGGUGCGCGCGGUCUUACAGCGGAAGAGGCAUGCAUUCAAGACCGUUAUGUUGAGCUUCACCAAACUCUCAAGCAAAUGCGGGAGUGGCUCCGCGGCAUCGGCAAGGAGAACCCUGCUCUAAAGCAGGCCAUGGGUGAUAUGCGCCGUUCGAUCAAGAAAUGCGUUGGACAGCUCCGCGAUGGCAAGGGCGCCAACAAGUCCCAGACCGCGCAAAUCAAGGCCGAGCUCGAGAAGGCUCUCCAGAUCCCCGAACCGGCAAUCGACAUUCGCGGCUUCAUCGCCUUUCCCCCUCCCGAAGUGGCACAGGCAGAACACAAAGUGCCUGCAAUGUUGAUCUACGCCCUCAACAUGCUCGCCAAGGCCCUUGUGUCGGCAUUGAUCACUGAAGCCUCCAUCAACCCCGAUCAUGCGGAACCCAUCGGCAUUGUCGCUGCCCAAAUCUUCUCCAUGGACAGCUUCAUGUUCCAGGGCAUUCCGAUGAGUGACAUCUUGCUCGCCAAGUACCGCGUGGUCUGCCCUGCGCUCUGGGGCUCCACUGGCGAUGACAAGACCGAGUCGGGACGGCAGGCUUUGGGCUGGUGGCGUGAAGAAGCUGGGGGACCCUUCGUAAGCGAGCAAGCCCACAUGGACCGCAUGACGGCCUUGGGUGCUGGCUAUGCGGCUCUCACGCUGCGCAACUUCGGCAAGACCCAGCGACGCAACCCCUUCCCGAACACAAUGUUCUGGUCGUCGCUGCAAAAGAUCCUUUCGAUCCCACCCACCCAGCUGCGUGACACCCAAAUUGCACUUCUCUAUGCCAUGCUGCGGGCAUCCAGUGAGCGCAUUCUUGGCUUUUUCGGUCAAUUCGGGUUGGCCUUGAUGCGCCGAGCGAUUGUUGAGCUGCCGGCUGCUCUGCCACAGCAAACAAUGAUUGUCAAUCAGCUCACACUUCUGAGGGAGACAUAUGCGCGGGACAGAAACCUGCUUCUCUAG